Messenger RNA from Vicia villosa (hairy vetch), 942 nucleotides. Its product is annotated as protein SRG1-like. Bases 138 to 728 code for a protein of 196 amino acids. The transcript has 3 exons. The record is from RefSeq and is a predicted model, not a curated record. NCBI's taxonomy places the organism in Eukaryota, Viridiplantae, Streptophyta, Magnoliopsida, Fabales, Fabaceae.
UCCAUUGCUCGUCAUAUGAUAAAGCAAAGUUGGUCAACGCUGAUACACAACAAGAUGAACUUCAUAAGCUUCACCUUGCUUGUAAACACUGGGGUGUUUUUCAGAUAGUAAAUCAUGGAGUGUCAUCUGUUAAUAAUAUGGGGAAUGAAGUUAAGAGAUUUUUUGAACUUCCUUUACAAGAGAAGAAAAGAUGGGCACAGAAAGCAGGAAGUCUUGAAGGGUAUGGUCAAGCAUUUGUUACAUCUCAAGAACAAAAGCUUGAUUGGAAUGACAUGAUCUUCCUCAAAUCUUUACCUGUUCAAAACAGAAAAUUGGAUUUGUGGCCUCAAAAUCCUCCUGAGUUCAGGGAAACAUUAGAAAAAUAUUCUGAAGAUAUAAGGAAGGAAGCAAUAUCAAUAGUGAGUUUCAGUACAUUGGCUUUAGGGCUCAAGGAAACAAAGAUAUCAGAAGGUUUCCAUGAAGGACUAUAUGAUAUAAGAAUGAAUUGCUAUCCACCUUGUCCAGAGCCUGAAAGAGUUCUUGGGAUCAUUCCUCAUGCCGACAAUUCUGCGAUCACUCUCUUGGUUGAUUUUGGUGAUUUUCCAGGACUGCAGUUUCUCAAAGACGGAAAAUGGGUUAGUGUUGAACCCAUAGAAGGAGCCAUUGUUGCUAACAUUGGCCAUAUAAUUGAGAUUAUGACAAAUGGGAUAUACAAAGCACCGGAGCAUCGAGCCGUCGUGAAUAAGUAGAAGGAAAGAUUGUCAAUAGUGACAUUCUGCUAUCCAAGUCCUGCUAUAGAUAUUGGACCUGUUGAAAAGUUAAUCGAUGAAGAUAACCGACAAGUAUACAAGAACAUGACACAUGCAGAAUACUUCAACAGGUUUUUCAAUAGGAAGCUCGAUCAAUCCUUUAUCGAUAGUUUGAGAUUAUGAUGAUAAAUGAUGUUUAAUUGAACAUCUUUUU